Trachemys scripta elegans is the source of this 4986-nucleotide messenger RNA. RefSeq names its product zinc finger protein 239-like. Gene Ontology annotation, cellular component: nucleus. The coding region runs from base 3607 to 4479 and encodes 290 amino acids. The record is from RefSeq and is a predicted model, not a curated record. The transcript has a single exon. Lineage: Eukaryota; Metazoa; Chordata; Testudines; Emydidae.
ACUCAUAUCCAGUUUCUCAUCCAUUGUAAUCCCUGGGUCCUUUUCUGCAGAACUGCUGCUUAGCCAGUCGGUCCCCUUGGGCUCCUCCAGUUCUAACUCAUUGCCCCCAGGUCAGGACUGUGCCCUGCAGGUGUCGUAUCCUCCUGGCAGAUAUAAUUCAUGGCUUUCUGCACACCCUGACUGACACCUGACAGUAGCUCCCUGCCACCUGAGUGUUCAGAUGGGAUGUGGAGGCAGAAUUGGGUGUUCUCCUUCCAGGUGUGUGAGUGCUCAGUGAUCUGUAGCCAGAGACCUUUCCUUAGUGGUACCUGUCAAUUUUCUGUGCAUGUCCUCGUGUAUCUAGGCAAAGGAAUAAAAGGUGGAGUCACCCCAGCACCUUCACAGCUCCUUUUCGCCAUCAGUGUCUGGUGGUCGGAGCUCUCCAUCGGCUGUUGUUCAUGGGUUCCCUUCCUUCCUAGGAAACUUUAUUUUUUCUGUAAAUAGUUUUGGUAGCAUAUUGUGUACCCAUGUUUUUCCCAUUGGAGAUUUGAUUAUUUCUUAUUUUAUAAAGUUUUUGUUCUUGUUUUUCUCUGGGACUCUUUUACCUGGUACCAGUGGGGCUUGGUUAUGCCAAAGUUUCCUAGAGUUCAGCACUAUCUCACUUGCAGGGUGUCUAAUGCACUGAAUGACCCUCACACUUGUUUAUUUUGCCUUGGUGAGGGCACAUGAGAGACAAGUGCUCUAUUUGUAGAUCUUUCAAGAAAAGAACACAAAAAUCUAGGGACAUAACCUUUUAAACUUAUCUUAUAGAGCGUGCUGUGCAUCCCUUCUCAGACCUCAGUCAUCUGGAGUCCAGUACUUUGUCCUGGGCCAGGAGUUCUCCUAUGGAUCUUUCUGACUCAAUUGUUCCGCUUCUCCCACCACGUCUUGUAAGAGCUGUAAGUCAGUCUCCAGGCAAGACUUAACUUAUAAAUCAAAGAGCUCUUUUUCUUCUUCAGAACGGGACUCUGGGAACUGAAAAGCCUCAACAGAGUCCUCAUGGGAACUGUCAGGUGCCAAGGUUGGAGCGCAAGCUGCUCACUGGUACCAAGAGUGAAUCAGGACAGGAAAUCCAGCCAUUGACUCCGUGACCAGUGCAUGUGUCCUUGAGAAUGGCUCUGACAAUUUAUUAGAGGCAUGAAUUUCAGUACUACCAUAAGUAUAAUUGGUAAUCACGACACUUGAUGCUCAUGCAAUGUCAUGAGAUUUGCUCUCUCUGGGUGCAGGAGUCCCCUUGGCUGCAACAAGACCCAACUCUGACUACUCAUAGGAUACAGACUUUUUUACAGCCGAAGCUGCCCUAAGCACUGGUUAGAACAUCUGUGGGAACAAUACCAUCAGCCAUGGCAUCCUCAGCACCUUUGAAGCCUCCAGUACCGGUUUCUUAUACACAGAUGGUUUUGAUAGGACUCAAGCCAUCAGUACCGACAUUUACACCUACCACCAAGAGGCACAGCUCCAGAGGCUGUACUCCGGUGAUUCCCCCUAGUAUCACACCACCGGUGGCAACCAACUGCCCAUAUUCAUUAUCAGAUUCAGAAGAAGAACCCUAUACUACUUACUCUAGAGGGAGAUCUAGAUUCUCUCCAUUACAUUCUUCAGUGACCAAAUACAGCAUUAGAUGGAAAUGAUACCACAAUGGUAGAUCUAGACAUAGAUCUCCAUGAUCUUGCAGAUGAACCCUGUGUCAUACAGGUACAUGCAAUAGCUGUACAGGAACUCAUGCGACAUCCCUCCAGCUUCUAGGCUGGCUUCUCCAGACUGUUUUCACGGAAGUUUUGUGUGGGUGGGAGUUGAGGUAAGACUCACAUUAUAACUCAAGCUAGCUGUGCUGUGAAGACACACUCUGUCAAUAAUAUUUGUGAAAGGAAUAACUAGUCUUUUUUUCUCAAGUUACGGUGCCAACAACCCUGACAUUAGAGUUUAGUAUUGUCUCCUCCAGGAAUCCUCCCUUUGAGCCGAUGGCUUUUUGUCUUCUUCAGUACUUACCGUAGGGUGGCCACUCACGUGCUCCAGGAAUACAGGACAUUCCGGUACUUCCCAGAACAUCAUGAGCCUGUUCCUGCUGACAUGACCCCAUGCCCACCAGAGUGACUUCUCAUGCAUGGUGUGUGUGAGCUCACGCCACAUGGGAGGCGUAAUUUUUAAGUGCGCACCACCCUAUAAGGUCACACUGGCAAGGAUAGAGCAACAUGCUCUUCAGUAUGGCAUCCCCCAUCUGAUACUGGACAAAACCAGUUUCGUCUGAGUACCAGAUGGGGACACACCCAAGGAAAGCAGGACUGUCUGGUUUAAUACCGGAUGAGUGGCCUGUCUAAUUUAUCAGCUACGGGCGCCUUUCCAGUGGCAGUUACUUCCACUAGAAGGGUUUGGAAACCACAAGCAUGAAUUUCAUACCCCUCCCCCCACCCCUCUUUCCACUAUUUUUAUGAGGAUAAAGUUGCUUUAAAGCCUCAUCCAACGUUCUUUAUCAAGGCUGGUUACCGAUUUCCAUCUCAACCAAACCAGCUUUUUACCUCCCUUUUCUCCCAGACCACAUUUACGUAAGCUUGAGGAGAAACAGCAUUUUCUGGUCAUCUGCUGGGCCCUUGCCUUUUAUCUGGACAGGACAAAACAGUUUCAGUCUUUGCCACAAUUAAUUAUUUCCUGUGUGGAGAGAAUGAAAGGGCAGGAGAUUCCCUUAUGGUGAAUUUCUUGGUGGGUCACCUCUCAUCUCACUACAAGUUAUGAUGUUGCAAAGUUAAAACCACUUCCAAGCUGACUGCACAAUCGGUGAAAGCCUCGGCAGCUUUCCUAAGGGAUAUUUCAAUCCCAGAUAUCAUCAGGGCAGCAACCUGGUCUUCAAUUCACACUGUUCCCAAGCACUGUGACACUUCAGCCACUUCCAGAGACUGUGGUAGCUUUGGAAAGGCUGGUCUGCAGUGGCUUUGCAGAUAGACUCCGAACGCUCCUCCAUAGAACACUGCUUGGGAGUUACCUGAAGUGGAAUAGGAACAUGCAAUCACUCAAAGAAAAGAAAAAUUACAUACCGGUAUGUAACUGUUGUUUUCCAGAUUGUGUUGCACAUGUCUAUUCCAGCACCCGUCCUCCUCCCUUCAGAAUCCAUUAUAUUAGGAUGCUGGUGCAAAUGAACUGAGAUGGUGCAGGGGGGAGAUCUGCCCUUCAUGCCCUCACCUGGAUGCAUGAGGACAUGCAUGGCGCAUGUGCCAUCCUGAUGGACACCGCUAGAGAAAACUAUCCCAUUAGAGUGCACUCAGAGUGCACACCCCUAAAGCAGAAUAGAGGUGAAGGGGAAUAGAUGUGCACAACAUCUUGAAGAAGAACAAAUACAGUACAGGCAGGGAGCUAUUUUUUCCCUUCUCUCUUUCUUCCGGGGAAGGGUUUGUGGGGGAUUCAACUCCUGAUUUGUCAGUCCUCCCAGCAUUUAUUUUGGUCUGUUUCCCCACUUUCCCGUUCCCCUUUUCUGACCUUCUCUUUCCCCCCAGCACAGAGAAUGACUCCUGUCUGGAUUCUCUCUCUGUCCCAGCAGGUGAUGAGACGGUGAGUGAGGGCAAUGAAGAGAGUCCUUGUCCGGCACGUCCUGAGCGAAUGGAAUCAAAGGGGUCGUUGCUGGAAAGGUGUGAAGGGGAUGAUUCCCAGAGUCCUGGGCAGGGACAAGCCCAAGAAAAUCAGUGCAGCCCAGAGAAGCAGCAGGGAAACCCCCCAGGGAAGACACUGGAUGAAUCCACUCUCCGAGGUUUGGAGGAUUGUAAUGAGGCAACGAUCCAGCCGAGAACAUGCACUAAGGAGAAGCGUUUCGAAUGUGCUGAGUGCAGGAAACACUUCAGUUCUGGAUCACACCUUAUUAGACAUCAGAGAUCUCACACGGGAGAGACCCCCUAUAACUGCUCUGAGUGUGGGAAACAAUUCAAUGACCAAUCAAACCUUAUUAGACAUCAGCGAACCCACACAGGAGAGAGACCCCAUAAGUGCCGUGACUGCGGGAAAAACUUCAGUCAGAGGUCAGGCCUUAUUGUACAUCAGAGAAUCCACACAGGAGAGAAAUGCCAUAAAUGCCCUGACUGUGGACAAACCUUCACCCAGAGUGCACAUGUAACUAGACAUCAGAGGAUUCACACGGGCAAGAGACCCUAUGGAUGCCCAGAGUGUGGAGAAAGCUUCGCUUGUACCUCAGAUCUUAUUAUACACCUGAGAGUCCACACGGGAGAGAAACCUUAUUGCUGCCCCGACUGUGGACAAAGCUUCGCUCAGAGUCAUCACCUUACUGACCAUCGGAGAAUCCACACAGGAGAGAGACCCUAUACCUGCCCCGACUGUGGGAAUAGCUUCAGACAAAAAUCUGGUUUCAAUGUCCAUCGGAGAAGGCACACAGGAGAGUGCCCCUACAAAUGUUCCGUCUGUGGGGAAAGGUACAAGACCAAGAGUUCUCUAUUAUUCCACAUGAAACUUCACAUAGACUAGUGCCAGCCACUUCCCAUCCUCUCUGCAUCUGGAGGAACGAUGGGGAUAAUAAACAGUUGCCCAAUUCCUUAGAGAAUCAAGUGGCACCACUAUUUACUUGUGUGCUGUGCGUCUCAGGAGGAAGGAGGCACCAGGAGAGUGACAUUAAUUAUUAUUAUUAUUACUGUAUUGAAUUAUUCUCUCACACUCUCCCAUCCGUUCCUGGCUCUCUCUGUCAUGGGAAGGCUUUUAGCCAGCCGAAGGAUUUAGCUGAAUUUCCUGGUCCCUGUUUUCAGACGGGGGCUCGUUUUACAUUGUCGCACACUGGGACUUUUCCGGAAAUUGCUGCCCAUGAGGCAUGUUCUCCCUAUUUCUGCAUGCUGGGGGAGCGGAGGGGUCUGAAGUUUCUGGAAAGUCUGAUGUCAGUGAAGUUUUUAUUGCUGAUUAAUUAUUUUCUCAGUAUUGUUCAAUUAUAUGUUUUUUUUUCCCCCAAAUAAGAUGCAAAUAAAACUUUUCUGGCAAAUCCCA